This is a messenger RNA of Bemisia tabaci, 2179 nucleotides long. RefSeq lists its product as uncharacterized. NCBI's taxonomy places the organism in Eukaryota, Metazoa, Arthropoda, Insecta, Hemiptera, Aleyrodidae. The record is from RefSeq and is a predicted model, not a curated record.
GUCGUGCUGUCCUCGUCGGGCACGUAAUGCUAUUGUUUUACGUUCUCUUCCUUGUUGUUGGGGUCAAACUAGCCCUCGUUCUCAUCAAGUGUUGUGGUUUCUUCAUCAAGUUAAUCUGUUGCGUGUGCUGCGGUGUCUCUUUCGUUUACGUUAGGUGAGAAUCAGCAAGACUGCUUGUAAUUAUUUGGGACUAAAAAUUCAUCUGCACAAAUGCCGGCUGUGAGAAUGACGGAGGCACACUGAGAGUGAUCUCAACAUUUACGUUUUUGGAGGAUUUUGUUUUCAAGUGUUCACAUCUUCAAGUUUACCUGAACUAUUUAAUUAUUAUAAAAAUAAUAUAUAAUUAGCUCGUAGAUCAUACAGCAAUAGCUCAUGGUUACACAUAAUUUGAGAAUCAUACGGAUAUUCUCAAUUAAUUGAAAGUCUGUGCAUAAUUUUAAAGAAAAAAUUGCUGACCAACAAUGUUGAGUCCUAAUUAAUUGCAGCUGAAUACUGCCUCGUAUACGAUACAAAUUGAAUACACGAAGGAUUUGUCCCAGCUUUGUUAUAUUCUCCGGGCACCCUGGCGCGAUGACAAAUGAAUUUUCAAUGCUCCCUGACAUCGGACCUCCAAUCAAAUGGCCCAGUUGAGAUGUAGGAAAUUAUGAAGCUCAGAGACCAGUGACACAUUAAAACAAGUGCCUUCAAAAUGGGAUGUGGGGGAUCAACACACCCGAGGGUCAUGCGGCGUGAGGAUUAUCCCGCACCCGUGGCUUUUGAAGUACCCCUCGAAGAAGGAGAGGAAAGUUUGGUGAAGAAGCAUCCUCCGAAAAGGCUCCAGCGACUAGAGGACCAGCAGUCACCGAACAUUACAGCUAAAGAUAUCGAGUCGAAGCUAGCCGAGGCCGAGCAGAGAAGGCUCCAGAUUUUGAACCAACGAAUCCAGUCUGCGAAGGCGGCGGUAAAAGCCGUGAAGAAGCCCUCAAAGCCCGAAGAAUAAACGAAUUAAAAUAUGAGAGUGCCUUCAAUACCCACUGGAGGAAUCAAGAGAGAUAUACUAUACCUACAGACUAGUAAACAUGCGUACUUUGCGUUACUUGUUAAAUAUAAUAGUAAAUUUUUGUAAUAAGUGUGUGGUAUGUGACGCUGUGGAAAACAAAAUCUUUCAGCCUUCCAAGUGAUAAGUGUACUCCAAAAGCUUGGAGCUUGCAAUUUUGAGAUUAAUCUUCAUCACAUUUCUUCAGGUCGCAAGUAUCAGUAGCGAGGGGUAAAUCACAGGCUAUGUAUCGAUAUAUUUGCAUUUGAAAUUAUAGUAAAGAAUCGAUUAGGUAUCAACGAUUUCGUCGCGAACUCCCUGCUAAUCGAUCCUUUUCCAUAGGUUUAUAUGGAAGAUUCAUCGUUCAUCCCCAUUGAUAGGCAUUUGAAUGCAUGAUUAAACCGCCGAUUAAAAAUACUGCCGUUGAAGACAGGCGGCUUUAGAAAAAUGAAUUUACAGGGGGAGAGGCAAGAGGGCAGGCUCCCCUUCCGUCCUGAACCAGUAACUUGACUUUUGACAAGCAAUUCUGGCCGAUUUUUAAGCGUUUUAUUUUUUUAGUUACCCACGUUGAAGUUUCGCCCCAAUGCAAGUUGGACUGAGGAAGCGUCCCUUCAUUCGAUGGCUACCAAAUCUUGGAGCUCUCUGAUUUGUUGAGAAAAGACAUGAUCUUUGACAAACCGGAGGCCAGGAUUCUGUAAUCUGUAACUUUAAGUUGCUACCAAUUUGCGCACUCGUUCGUUUCUUAAAUUUUGAAUUCUGAACUUUCCUUAUUUUAGCCUCAGAAUUCGAACAUGCGUCACCGUUUUUUGAAACUGAAUUUUCAUUGACCAAGAGAGAAACUUGCACAAAUUUAGCAACACGCGAAGGCACAUAGGAUGUUUUGAAUUCGAACUGUUAGUAUCCAUUUACGCUUAGUCGCUACCGUGCUUAAUGUGACCCUCUUAUAUCGUUACUUCUUUAAUCAGGUUUUCAGAUGGAGAAUCGUCAGUGUAUCAUAUCAUAAUCUCAUGAACUAAUUUUGAACCUAGCAACGCCUAUGACUCUUUAUUGAUUUAUUCGUUGAUUUAUUUCUUCAUUUAUUAAUUCAUUUUUUACUGUACUCUUUUGUAAGGUUGGAGAGAAAAUUCAAUUUUAUAACCUCCUCCAGUACCUUUGAUGAGAAUG